Molecule: messenger RNA, 1041 nt
Organism: Loxodonta africana (African savanna elephant)
Lineage: Eukaryota; Metazoa; Chordata; Mammalia; Proboscidea; Elephantidae
Gene: MOSPD3
Product: motile sperm domain containing 3
Exons: 6
Coding region: 123-830 (235 amino acids)
Cellular component (GO): cytoplasm
Source: RefSeq, a predicted model, not a curated record
UUGGGAAGAUGGCAUCCUGGGUCUGGCCACAAGUUGAUUGGCAGGUGCUGUGACAAAAGCUCUGGACUCCAGUCCCUGUCCCCUGAGCUCUGCCCUCGGAUGUCCGACCGCCCAGAGCCUGCAUGCGCCGUGGGGCGCCCCAGGACCAGGAGCUGGUGGGUCCGGGGGCCCCUGGGCCGGGGUCCCGGGGCGCCCCUCCUCCCUUGGGACCCGUUGUCCCGGUCCUUGUUUUUCCCCCGGAUCUAGUAUUCAGGGCGGACCAGCGGAGCGGACCCCGACAACUGCUGACCCUCUAUAAUCCCACGGGAGCUGCGCUUCGCUUCCGAGUCCUCUGCACAGCACCUGCCAAAUACACAGUGUUUGACGCAGAAGGAUAUGUGAAGCCUCAGUCCUGCAUUGAUAUUGUGAUUCGCCAUGUGGCCCCCAUUCCCAGCCACUAUGACGUCCAGGACCGCUUCCGCAUUGAGCUGUUUGAGGAGGGAGCUGACGGCCGAGUGGUAGGGCGCAAGGACGUCCCCUCGGUUCUGAAAGCUCCAGCCUACCCCCUCAAGCUUCAGGCACAGCAGGACUCAGCCCCCCACCCAGGGCCUCCUGCCUGGACACCACCACCCUCGGCCAGACACUUCCAGGAGAAUGCCCAGCCACAACUGGCCACCAGCUCCUUCCUCCUCUUCUUGCUGGCGGGUGUUGUUUCUGUGGCAUUCCUGCUGCUCCCACUCCAGGAUGAACUUGGCAGCCAGCUGCCACAAGUCCUGCAUGUCUCCCUGGGACAGAAAUUGGUGGCAGCCUAUGUCUUGGGCCUCCUCACCAUGGUGUUCCUCCGGACCUAAGUUCCCUGCUCAGCCUCCACCCCAGCCUCCCUGGGGAGGGACUUGAGACAGCCACUGUGAUGCUCAGACUUGCCCCAACUCCUACUCACUUCUCCCUCCUUCUUGUCUCUCCUCCGGCGCUCCCGCCGCCCCCGCCCCCGCCCCCGGCAAAAUACCCAGGGAUUUGUACUCAUUUUCCAAGUUGAAUAAAUUUUAAAACUAAAGUGAGAAA